GUGGCGACUCCUGCGUGGAGAGCCCUGCCUUGGCCGAGUAAUCCGGCAGGGCCAAGAUGAGCCAGAGGGCCAAGUCAGGAGCCCGAAGGCAGCAGGAUGACGUGCCCUCUUGCCUCCUCGAGGACCAUGAGAACCAGCAAGUGUUUGAACUCUUGGGCAGGAAAUGCACGACCAUGGUCACAACCGUGGCCCAACUGUUCCUGGCCGUGCCCCAAGGCAGCAGAAAUUGGUCCAAGCAGGGCUGCGGGGUCCUGUGCUUCGUGAAGGAUAGCCCAAAUCGUUCAUAUUUCAUCCGCUUGUACGACCUUAAGGAGAGGAUGAUGAUCUGGGAGCAGGAAUUGUACCACCAGCUGAUCUACAUUGCCCCCACAACCUAUUUCCAUACCUUCCCUGGAGAUAACUGCCAAGUGGGGCUAAACUUUGCCGAUGAGAACGAAGCGCAUGCUUUUCAACAAAUGGUGGAAGAAAAGCUGCAGAAGAGGAACCAGAAGAUGGAUAAAAGACAACUGCCACCGCUGCCACCUCCAGUCAAUGAAGACAGAAGACCAGCCCUCCCGCGGUCCCCACCUUCUGGGGCUGACUUGAAUGGGCCUGGUCUGCAGUCAAACUCCUCUCCGUCUCCUCUGAGUCUGGCUACUGUCAACAUCCAAAAUCCAGACAUCACAUUUUCCCGCUACCGUGGACUCCCUGUUCCUACCACAACAGAUAAGAAAAAGGGGAAGAAGAAGAUUUCUAAGGCUGACAUUGGGGCUCCGAGCGGAUUCAAGCAUAUCCAGCACAUCGGAUGGGAUCCCAACAAUGGUUUUGAUGUGAAUAAUUUAGAUCCUGAUUUGAAGACCCUUUUCUCCCAAGCAGGAAUCAGUGAGGCUCAGCUAACUGAUGCUGAAACUUCAAAGAUUAUCUAUGACUUCAUUGAACUUCAAGGAGGGUUGGAGGCUGUAAAACAGGAGCUGAGACGACAGGGUCCAACUCAGCCCCCUCCCCCACCCCCAAUGCGCUCUGGUCCCCUUCCUCCACCUUCUGGACAUUCCCGAAGUGGCCCUCUCCCACCCACACGGGGUGCCCCACCUUUAUCAACCAGGGGAGCUGUUCCCUCCCCACCACAGCCCUCCCGGGGACAUCCCAGCCCUUCGUGGGGACCUUCUCCACCUGCCCCUCGGCCUGGACCAGCCCGUCCUCCACCAGUCCAAGCUGGGGCAGUCCCACCACCACCACCGCCACCGCCACCACCACCUCCUCCACUUCCACUCCAGGGUUCUGCACCAUGCCCACCUCCCCCUCUCCCCUCUGGAGGGCCUGGUUCCUUGGGGUCUCCACCUGCUGCUGCCCCCCCAGGGCGUGGUGCGUUACUGGAUCAGAUACGCCAAGGAAUACAGCUCAACAAGACGCCUGAUGUUUGCGAGUCACAACCACCUGCGCAGAGCUCUGAAGGCCUCGUAGGGGCUCUGAUGCAUGUGAUGCAGAAGAGGAGCAAGGCCAUCCACUCCUCAGAUGAAGAUGAAGACAACGGCGGGGAUGAAGAAGAGGAUGAUGAGUGGGAUGACUGAAUUCAGAAGGAUAUUUGGCAGGAAGUCUGAUCCUCCUAUCAACUUGCUGCUGUCUGAAUUAAUUGCUGUGGGCACUUAAUCAGGCUGCUACUUUGGUGUCACCACCACCCCUGCAAUUUGUGCAGACCACUUUGAGAUCCAAUAGAUUCGUGGGCAGCCUUCCUUUUGCCUAGGCAGGGAAGAGGCAUUCAUUUCCCCCUUCCGCUCCAAUAUCACCAAGGCCUAAGCAUAAUUCUCAUUCUCUUCUUUUACCUGUGCACCUGGAUGCCUUUGACAAUGUUAGAAAGUGAAGCUGUAAUCUUAUCUCUCUCAAACCCUCAUUCUUGACAAUACUGCUUAUAAUCUCCUGCUUCUAACCUUCUAAGUGCCAUAUCAUCUUUCACCCUAGCCCCUCAUCAUCCUUUCUUUAUUCUAGCCAUAUAAUCGUGUUUUUUUCAAGCAGCUUCCAUUUUGAGACCAAUCUGUAAGUACAAAGAUGACAGGAAUAUAAGCAAAAUCUCUGUCUUAUUUUUAAAAAACUAAAAAAACCACCACCCCUGUGCAUUGUUAAUUUGCACCAAAAUCCUAGUUAGCUGAAUUCUUUGCACAAAACCUUUCAAAAUAAUCUUUUCUUUUGUGUUACAUGGGAGGGAAAGCAAUACUCAGGCUUUAAGGCAGGUAUUCCUGUUUACCUUAAAACUUAGCUAAAUGUUUUAACUGUAGUGUGAUUUAGGGAGCAUGUUUGACCUCAAAUCCUUCCAUUUUAAAAAACCUAUAUUAUGUACAGGAAAUUAAAAGUAUUUUAAAUGUGGCCGCAUUGAAAGCCCUUUAAAUGCCCUGCAAUGCCAACACUGCUUCUUCCAGCCAUGCCACCUCCACCCCGACAAGUGGUCUCACACCCCGAAAGCACCACGCAAACUUGAAUUUGGCGGGGGGGGAGAGUUGGGGGCCCAGUGGGGAUGGAAUCUUGCUUUCAGUGUGGGACGGGAGGGGAAAACCACACUCACUAGAAUGGGAUAUGCAGAUGGGGGAGGGCAAAGGAUACUGCGGGGUCUGCCCCACCAUGACCAGGGAAGAUGUCACAAGGGGAGACCCCCGGCAGAGCAGUCCAGCCAUACCCAUCACAAGCCUGCUGAAAGCAGCUCUCACCACCACUGCCUUUUACCACCACGUUAUUGUUGGAGACACCUGUUUGUGCCUUUUAGGUUGUAAGGGAUUGCAUCUUUUAAAGUUAAUAUAUAAAAACUCAUUUGAAUAUGCUUGCCUCUAGAUCUCAUAGAAGGGUCAUUUACUGUGAGACUGUUGUUUUAUGCAUCUCACAUGUUAGUGGGCUGGAGCAUUGACUCCUUCCAGAAAAUGGUGGGAGAGCCUUACAUUCAUACAGUUCAUGAGAGUAUGCAAGUCUUCCACUACAUACUAAAGAUAAAACAAAUGGGUUAUUCACACGACCGUGCAGGCAGGCGGUAAGGCAGGGAGGGGGUUCAACCUACCUUCCCCCAGACAAUCGAUGGUCACUUCUUCGGCGUGCAAGCUGUGCACCCACAUGACCCAUGCUGCUGGGAGCAGCGUUGAUCAACAGAGGCCAGGACUCAUUUUCCCAGCCUCCAGAGGCAUAUCUAGGGAAAAUAGCGCCUAGGGCAAGCACUGAAAUUGCGCCCCCUGUCCAAACAUCUGACACCCAACUUUCAGAUAACUUUACCAUAAUAUCAGCUGAAAAAUACAAGUCAAGCUCGUUAAUCUUUUAAUAUUUCAAAAACUAUUUAGCAGUGGAUGCAGCCAGACAAAAAAUGCUGGAAAACUACAAAUUUCAGUAUGCUAGGGCUCAUGAAAUACCCAAAUACUAUGUGGAGGUGUACUUGGAAAACUAAACAGAAGUGCCUGUCUAAUUCCCUACUAUGCAUUGUAGCAUCAUUAUUACAUAAGUUGUAAAAAUAAAUGGAGAAUUUGACUUUCCCCAGAUACUCUGAAAAAAUAAUUAAAGGACAUACAGAGUAAA
This is a messenger RNA of Hemicordylus capensis (graceful crag lizard), 3522 nucleotides long. RefSeq names its product WASP actin nucleation promoting factor (gene WAS). The coding region runs from base 57 to 1547 and encodes 496 amino acids. Gene Ontology annotation, biological process: actin filament organization; regulation of Rho protein signal transduction. The transcript is spliced from 12 exons. The record is from RefSeq and is a predicted model, not a curated record. NCBI's taxonomy places the organism in Eukaryota, Metazoa, Chordata, Lepidosauria, Squamata, Cordylidae. Gene Ontology annotation, molecular function: small GTPase binding; actin binding. Gene Ontology annotation, cellular component: plasma membrane.